AUGACAUCCUGAUCACCGGAAGCCAUACAUCCACCCUCGAGGAAAUUCUCCAACGACUUAGGUCUGAAUUCAAGCUCAAGCAACUAGGCGACAUCUCCUUAUAUCUCGGAAUCCAGGUUAUUAAAAAUCCAUCUGGUUAUUUCCUGUCUCAAGCACAUUACGCACAGAAUCUCUUAUCUAUGGCAGGAUUUUCGGACUGCAAACCUUCACCUUCACCAACAUCGCCGCGUCUUCCCAAGAAUCCAGACAACCAACCAUUCGAUGAUCCUCACUUGUUCCGGAAACUUGCCGGAUCACUCCAAUACUUGUCCAUCACAAGACCGGACAUCGCCUUUGCCACCAACAACAUAUGCCAACACAUGCAUGCUCCUCGCAACAGUGACUACACAGCUCUAAAACAUUUGCUCCGAUACCUCAAAGGCACGAUAGAUUUCGGUCUGCCGAUAGCCCCAGGAGCGCUACAACUACGAUGCUACACAGAUGCCGACUGGGCUGCCGACGUUACCGACCGAAAAUCCGUCUCAGGUUUCUGCACAUUUCUCGGACCAAACUUAAUUUCAUGGUCCGUCAAAAAGCAGAACACGGUGGCUCGGUCAUCCACCGAGGCUGAAUACCGCUCGUUAUCAGCCGCUACUUCGGACGUACUCUGGAUUCGUCGAUUAGCAAAUGACCUCGGCAUUCCGCAGACUUCUCCUACUACCAUUCAUUGCGAUAACAUUUCAGCCAUUGCUCUAGCAAAUAAUCCCAUCUUCCAUGCAAGGACCAAACACAUAGAGAUCGAUCACCACUUCAUACUUGGUCAUCUUCAACAACGGCACAUUAGCAUCGCUCACAUCUAUGUAUCUGAUGUGCCAUCCGUGCUGUCGCUUUCAAUAAAAGAUGGACCAUCGAUCACUGAGGACGAUCAGAAACCAGGCGAUUAUUCCAUUCUACUAUGUGGCGCGAUCGGAGAAACAAAAGUUCUAGAAUCUCUUGGUAGGGAAUGCUCAAUCGCUCCCCUUCAGACUGAUCACUGUGAGGAAAAAUCAAAUCAAGAGGAUGGCAAAUGGAUAAAGUG
Dendrobium catenatum is the source of this 1057-nucleotide messenger RNA. RefSeq lists its product as uncharacterized. NCBI's taxonomy places the organism in Eukaryota, Viridiplantae, Streptophyta, Magnoliopsida, Asparagales, Orchidaceae. The annotation marks the transcript as partial. The transcript has 3 exons. The record is from RefSeq and is a predicted model, not a curated record.